This is a messenger RNA of Astrephomene gubernaculifera, 960 nucleotides long. NCBI's taxonomy places the organism in Eukaryota, Viridiplantae, Chlorophyta, Chlorophyceae, Chlamydomonadales, Astrephomenaceae. The record is from the annotation of a GenBank genome assembly.
CUCAAGCUGACCCCUUUGUCGAUGACGCUAUACGUAGCACUCGUUUCUGACGGGUAGGAUUAACGCACUGAAUUGGUUCCGAAGAAGGGUUGCCACUGUAGGGAAGCAUGGGCAAGUCUCGGGGUGGCAAGUACCAUUCAAAGGGCAAGCCUCGCAGAGGCCCUGCGGAGGAGGAAGAGGGAUCUGAAGAGGAGGAGUAUGAGCCGCAGCGCGGCAUAGGUGCCCAGCGUGCAAAUGUGGGCAUGCUGCCGCCCAGCGACAGCGAGGACGAGGAGGGCGAGCCAGCUGCCAAGCCCGCUGCUAAGGCCACAGGCGAGGCGUCCACGUCACAGCCCGCGGCGGCCAGUGGCGGUCAGGGCAAGAAUGCGGGAAAGAUGCCCCCCAGCGAUUCUGACGAGGAGGGCAGCGGCAGCGAUGACGACAGCGAUGACGACCCCACGCCCGAGUACCUGAGGGCCGCACCAACAGCACGCAAGAAGGAGCCCGAGGUGGAGCCUCGCUCCGAGGAGCAGGUUCGCAAGGACCUGGAGCGGCUGGAGCUGAUCCGUAAGAAGAGGGAGGAGGACCGUCUGAAGCGGAUAGCGACGGAGGGCUGGGACCGCUUCGCGCCCGUCUCGGAGACCAACAAGCCGCCCGGCCACGUCCCAUCCGACCACCCCAGCAAGCAAUAGCCUUUUUGGCUGUCUUAGGCUGGUUUCCUUUAAUGUGCGACACCAUGCCUUCCUCACUGCUGGGUAGUAGCUGUGAAAUACGGUGGUAGCUGAUGGUAAGCUAAUGGCGACAGGUCAUAAUACUGUAUCGGUGGCAGGUGGCGUUAGUUGCUAUUCAAUCGAAAUCCCAAACGAGUAACUGCCAGUUAAAUUGUAAUACACGCCUAUGGGCUGUGCAGGCAUGUGAUGUGUCGUAAACGUUGUUGACGUGGAGCUUACUUUCCAAGGCGGGCAGGGUAUAGUUCGUCAC